AAUAAUAAUAAUAAUAAAUGUGGCAAAACAGAGUAGCGGCGGGAUUUUCCAUUCUAGUCAUGCAUCAACAAUACAAAUUCCCAUCCCCAUCACCGUUGGGGGGGUCGAGUUAAACCCCCAUCGAUCGAUGCCCAUGCGAGCUCCUCUUUUCGGGCCUCGCGUCUCCGGCACCGCUCUCGCACACCUUCGUCGCCUCUCCGCCCGUUUCCCACUUCUCGGAACUCACUUCGCGCUUCUCUUUUCCUCCUCCAAACUCCAGUUUCCUGCGGCUCGGUGCAGCCACGCCGCAGCUUCUCGCGCGCUCGCCGAGCCUUCCAAUGGAGAAUUCGAAGAUGACCCGUUCGAGGAACUGCCCCGAAAAGUUGCCUUUUUUAAUCUUGGAACGAAGCAAGGAGGAACUGCACUUCUCGAUCGGCGCAGCGCCUACGCUUCGUUUCUCGACGCUUGCUUUGAUUCUGGUUCGGUAAUAGACGCUAAGCGAAUCCAUGAGAGAAUCUUGAAGCUUGGCUUUGGCAAAGAAACGAUCUUUCACGAUCGGCUUGUCGGUGUAUGUAUGGUUUUGGGGCAAACUUGUUACGCACAUAGGGUGUUCGAUGAAAUGCCUCGUAGGAGUGUAGUGUCGUGGAAUUGUUUGAUCACAAGUUUUCUCGAGAGGAAGGAGUAUUGCCAAGUUAUAUCUCUUUUUUCAAGAAUGAUAAAGGAUUAUGCAAACCCCGGGCCCAUUGCCUUCGCCAACGCCCUUCGUGCAUGCGGCGGAAACAAUAGGUAUUGGAAUCUUGUUCUGGAGAUUCAUGCAAAACUAAUUAGAUGUAAUUUGGGAGGUUACUAUCUUGUUGGUAAUCCGUUAAUCGAUUUAUACGCUAAGAAAGGGUUCAUAGAUUCGGCUAGGUGGGUAUUUCGACAGUUAUAUUUGAAAGAUAAUGUUACAUGGGUUGCCAUGAUAUCAGCUUAUUCGCAAAAUGGGCUCGGAGAAGAAGCUCUUGGUCUUUAUAGUGAGAUGCAUCGAACAGGUAUUGUUCCGACGCCUUAUGUUCUAUCUAGUGUGUUAAGUGGUUGUACAAAAGCCGAGCUUUUUGAUCAAGGAAAGCUGAUACAUGCCCAAGUUUUCAAGAGGGGGUUCUCCGCCGAAACCUUUGUGGGCAAUGCUCUCGUCACUUUGUAUUCAAGGUGCGGAAGUUUGAGACUAGCGGAGCAAAUAUUUAAAGAUAUGCCAUGCCAUGAUAAAGUAACCUUUAACUCACUUAUCUCAGGACAUGUUCAAUAUGGAGAUAACGGAUGUGCCCUUAAGAUCUUCGAAGAGAUGCGACUAUCGGGCUUGAAACCUGAUUCUGUAACUAUAGCAAGCCUUCUCACAGCUUGCGCCUCUAUUGGAGGUGUGCAAAAGGGUAAGCAGCUCCAUUCUUUUGUGUUUAAAACAGGGCUCUCCUCGGAUUACAUAAUCGAAGGUUCUCUGCUCGAUCUUUACGUGAAAUGUGCUGACAUGGACGCUGCUGAUGAGUUGUUUGGUAUGAGCAAUAGGGAGAAUGUCGUAUUGUGGAAUGUGAUGCUAGUGGCUUAUGGGCAAAUGGGUGAUUUAAUAAAAUCUUUUGGUUUGUUCCACCAAAUGCAAGUAGAAGGUAUGCGGGCAAACCAAUACACAUACCCAAGUGUAUUAAGAACGUGCACGUAUUUUGGAGAGCUUGCUCUCGGUGAACAGGUUCAUGGCUUGACAAUAAAGACGGGAUUUGAGCUUAAUGUCUAUGUUAGUAGUGUAUUAAUCGACAUGUACUCCAAAUGUGGAAAAUUGGAGAAAGCAAGGGAGAUUCUUGAAAGGCAAACUGAAAAAGACGUGGUCUCGUGGACUGCCAUGAUUGCUGGGUAUGCACAAAAGGAGCUUUGCGUAGAAGCCCUUCGUACUUUUGGAGAUAUGCAAGCUCAUGGUAUAAGGCCGGAUAACAUUGGAUUGGCAAGCGCUAUUAGUGCUUGUGCUGGAAUUAAGGCAAUCAAACAGGGACUUCAAGUUCAUGCUCAAGCUUGUGUAUCUGGUUACUCAGCUGAUAUCUCAAUUGGCAAUUCACUAAUCAACCUCUAUGCCAAAUGUGGAAUGAUCGAAGAGGCUCUUUCAGCAUUUGAAAUUCUCACUCUUAAAGAUGAGAUUUCAUGGAACGGGUUGAUAUCAGGGUUUGCACAAAGCGGGUUAUGUGAGGAAGCUUUAAGAGUGUUUGUUAAAAUGGAUCGAGCAGGCGUUAAAUCUAAUUUAUUCACGUUUGGGUCCGCUGUUAGUGCUUCAGCUAACAUCGCGGACAUAAAGCAGGGUAAGCAGAUACACGCCAGAAUAAUAAAAACUGGCUACGGCUCCGAAAUCGAAGCCGGAAAUGCUUUAGUUUCGCUAUAUGCUAAGUGUGGUAGCAUUGAAGAUGCUAGUGUGGUGUUUUCGGGAAUGUUUGAGAGGAAUGAGGUGUCAUUUAAUGCUAUGAUCACAGCUUAUUCACAACAUGGGUUUGGUCUAGAAGCUCUCAAGCUAUUUGAUCAGAUGACAAAUGAGGGGUUGAAUCCAAAUCAUGUUACAUUCAUAGGCGUUUUAGCUGCUUGUAGCCAUGUGGGUUUAGUUGAUGACGGUCUAAACUACUACAACUCCAUGAGAGAAGUUUAUGGAGUUCUUCAAAGACCCGAGCAUUAUGCUUGCGUUGUGGACAUUCUUGGCCGUGCUGGGCAAUUGGAUUGUGCGAGAAAAUUUAUAGAGGAAAUGCCUAUUGACCCUGAUGCUAUGGUCUGGCGAACACUUCUUAGUGCUUGUACAGUACACAAAAACACGGAAAUUGGAGAGCUUGCGGCUAAGUAUCUUCUUGAAUUGGAGCCACAUGAUUCAGCCUCGUAUGUUCUUCUUUCAAAUGUGUAUGCAGUGACAAAGAAAUGGGACAGUAGGGAUCAGGUGAGGAAGAUGAUGAAAGAUAGAGGAGUUAAAAAAGAGCCAGGGCGAAGCUGGAUAGAGGUGAAGAAUGAGGUUCACGCGUUCUUUGUCGGUGACCGCUUACACCCUUUAGCGGAUAAAAUUUAUGAUCAUCUGGAGAAUCUGAACAACAGAGUAGUUGAAAUUGGAUAUAAGCGAGAUAAAUAUUACCUUUUGAACGAUGCUGAGCAAGAGCAGAAGGAUCCCACAGCUUGCAUUCACAGUGAGAAGCUUGCUGUUGCUUUUGGGUUGAUGAGCUUGUCUCCUCAAGUGCCUCUUCGAGUGAUGAAAAACAUUCGUGUCUGCCAUGAUUGCCAUACUUGGAUGAAAUUUGUCUCUAGAGUUGCUGGACGAGUGAUUGUUCUGCGAGAUGCAUACCGUUUUCACCAUUUUGAAUUAGGCAGGUGUUCGUGUGGAGAUUAUUGGUGAAGCAGGAAAUUUGAUUGAACAGGCAUAUUUGAUGUCAACAGAUCCUACAGGGAGUUCAUGAAUUUGGUGGACCAUGGUGAUCACACGAGGUGAUUACGCAUCGUAAGGCUAUUAACUGUUGGGUCCGGAUGAAAAGAUAGUGCAGAACCUGAGGACUUUGCUGGCCUAAUUAAAUCAAAAUUGGUUGUUGGAACGGCGAUAAUCGUUGCUAACUCUGCAGGUCAAGAGAGCCGUGCCAUCAGUGCUCCGCUGAACAGCGAUGACAUAUCAACCUCACGGACAGAAUAAACCUAAAGGCACGGUCGCAUACUAUUGCAUGCCCUCUGAUACACACAAUCUUACGACAUGAGCAGAUGUCAUGUGCCUUCAUUUGCUUAACAGAAAAAAAAGAAAAUUUGAAAGAGGGUUUCAGUGCUUGCUUAGUUGGUCAUUGUCCUACGCCAUUCUCCUGACUCCAGGUUUCAUCAAACUAAGCAGAUGAUUGAAUCAGCAUCUCCACUACAUGAUGAAGCAUCCGUAUCAAUCUAUACGCUGAGGAAAAUCCUGCACACAGGAAUCUAUUGUUCAAUAUUCUCACCGGCUAAUUAGUAAUCCCUCAUGACCUUCUAAAUAGAGCUUGAAUGACGAUCAAGUGUGACGCCCCGUUUCCCAUAGGGUCAGUCAUCUUAGGACUACUCUAAUGCGUUUGGUUCACGCUAUCUUUUUAAGAUUCCUAAUAAUUCAAUAAGAAUAAAAAAAUAUGACGGUAUUUGGCUAAA
Ananas comosus (pineapple) is the source of this 4116-nucleotide messenger RNA. Its product is annotated as pentatricopeptide repeat-containing protein At4g13650. Lineage: Eukaryota; Viridiplantae; Streptophyta; Magnoliopsida; Poales; Bromeliaceae. The record is from RefSeq and is a predicted model, not a curated record. Gene Ontology annotation, biological process: RNA modification. The transcript has 6 exons. The coding region runs from base 128 to 3358 and encodes 1076 amino acids. Gene Ontology annotation, molecular function: protein binding; RNA binding; zinc ion binding.